This is a messenger RNA of Medioppia subpectinata, 636 nucleotides long. NCBI's taxonomy places the organism in Eukaryota, Metazoa, Arthropoda, Arachnida, Sarcoptiformes, Oppiidae. The record is from the annotation of a GenBank genome assembly.
GUGAGCGAGUCAUUAGCACAAGUUGUUGUAUCAUAUUUUGGUUCAAUUGUUUCGUUGCUAUUACUGGCGUUUACUUUAUUUGUAUUGACGGCCAUUCGAGGCAUUGAAACGAAUAGCAAUUCCAUUCACAGACAUUUGGUUUUAUGUCUAUUGUUGGCCGAAUUUAUAUUUUUGGUGGCACUUAGGAUUCGGUCCACUUUAGUUCAAAAAGAGUUUGGCUGUAAAAUGACUGCAAUUAGUUUGCAAUAUCUGUUUAUGUGUCUCUUUUCAUGGAGUUGUGUCCAAAGUAUACAUUUAUACCGAAUGUUAACCGAAAUUCGGGACAUAAAUCACGGACCCAUGAAGUUUUACUAUUUCAUUGGAUACGUUAUUCCGGCAAUUAUUGUUGGCCUUACAGUUGGUGUUCGUGCCGAUCAAUACGGCAACUAUAUCUUUUGUUGGCUCUCUAUAUAUGAAAGUGUUGUCUGGAGUUUAGUCGCUCCCAUCUGUAUAGCCAUUAUUGUAAAUCUGGUGGUAUUCCUUUUGGCACUUCAGGCCAGUGUGCAAAUCAAGGAGACUGUUAGUGAUUAUGGAAAUCUUAAGACAUUGUUAUGGCUUAGUAUUAUUUUACUACCACUUCUGGGCUCGGUCUGGAUU